AUGCCUAGGAAAUACGAUCGGCCGUCGUACACCCUUAGCACCUUUAUUCCUCGUCAAACACUAGACUUUUACAUCGCUCUUCGCGCUCUCAAUGUUUCCCUGUCAUUGAUACCUGAUUCUACAUCCAAUCCAACGAUUGGCCUGAUGCGUCUGCAGUUUUGGCGGGACACUAUCACACGGACGCUCGCCGGAACUCCGCCAAAAGAACCUAUUGCCAUACUGCUAGCCAAUGCACUGUCUGAGCUUGAUGCUAGAACAAAAGGAAAAUCCCGGAUAAGCAAAGGAUGGUUGAUGCGAUUGAUAAGUGCUCGGGAACAACCUUUAACCAAUACCUCGUAUACAAGCAUCACAGCCUUGGAGCAAUACGCUGAAAAUACUCAUUCAACCCUUUUAUACCUGACGCUCAGUGCCCUCCCUCUCACAUCUUUAACAGUUGACCAUUUGGCAUCCCACAUUGGAAAGGCAGCUGGAAUUGUCACCGUUCUUAGGGGCUUACCUUUGGUCGCCUUCCCCCCGCCUCCAAACCAUCACUCUAAUCAAGAUUCGCUCGGGGCCGGAGGCGGCUCCCGCCAGGGGCAUAUCACCUUACCACUCGACGUGAUGGCGCAGACAGGACUCAAAGAAGAGGACGUCUUCCGGCAAGGUGCGGACGCACCCGGGCUUCGCGAUGCUGUCUUCACAGUAGCGACACGCGCUAGUGAUCAUCUGAUUACCGCACGACAGAUGUUGAAAAAUCUUCGCGCGGGAAAGGAUGUGGGGCACGACUUCGAGCACGAAGGGGAGGAGGGCCACGAGUAUUAUCAAAACCAGGCCGAAUCCGGUGACUCCGCUUCAAAACAGUCGAAUUUCGCGGUGCAACUUCAAGAAGUCGAGCGGGGGUUUGGAAUACUGAUGCCUGCAUUGCCCACGAAACUUUGGCUAGAUAAGCUGCAAAAGGUCGAUUUUGAUAUUUUCAACUCGGAAUUGCUCUCCACGGAUUGGAAAAUGCCUUGGAAGGCGUAUUGGGCCUUUCAGCGAAAGGUAUUUUGA
Uncinocarpus reesii 1704 is the source of this 1029-nucleotide messenger RNA. RefSeq lists its product as uncharacterized. NCBI's taxonomy places the organism in Eukaryota, Fungi, Ascomycota, Eurotiomycetes, Onygenales, Onygenaceae. Gene Ontology annotation, cellular component: mitochondrion. The coding region runs from base 1 to 1029 and encodes 342 amino acids. The record is from RefSeq and is a predicted model, not a curated record. Gene Ontology annotation, biological process: biosynthetic process; mitochondrial respiratory chain complex I assembly. The transcript has a single exon.